Molecule: messenger RNA, 8139 nt
Organism: Strongylocentrotus purpuratus (purple sea urchin)
Lineage: Eukaryota; Metazoa; Echinodermata; Echinoidea; Camarodonta; Strongylocentrotidae
Exons: 34
Coding region: 130-7917 (2595 amino acids)
Molecular function (GO): oxygen binding; heme binding
Source: RefSeq, a predicted model, not a curated record
AUAUCCUCUCAUCAUGUCGUCAUACGUGGACUAACAUGUCAGCAUAGAAAAGGUUGACCACCAUCCUUACAUAAGUGCGUAAGCUAAACCCCCGAACCAGACGGACACGCGUCCGUCCCACCUGUCACCAUGGGUUGCUGUCAGUCUAAGCCCGCGAACGGCGGAUCGCAUCACUCUCAACAUCAACAGAUACCCGUUCCUCCUGAUGUGAACGGAACAGCAUCCGCAUCAUUUGAUACCUCACUGGACGAGGUUAGGCUUCAACCAACACCAUCAGAUGGGAAACGCAGCAAUGGGCUUGUGGUGGAGAAUAAUAACGUAGCUGCUCCUAAUGUAGCUCCAUCCGUGGACGUGGAUGCACUUGACGGAAUAAAGCACCCCUCUCAGGUUUCUACCAUUGGCAUCCAGACAGAGAAUUGGUACCCCAAGGAUACAUCAGGGAAAAUGCCACUUCUGAACAAUUCUUCUCGUUCAGUCGUGCUCGGAAUGGAAGGUGACAGGGGACUGGAGAACCUUGGGUUUCAGGGUUCGAGCGCCUCUUUGAUUCAAGAACCAAGGGUUGACACAUCAUCAUCAUCAUCGGCACCAAUGACCGCUGGCCUGGAUGAGAGACAGAAGACCCUGGUAGAGAAUACUUGGAAGACUCUAGAAAAGAAUACAGAGCUCUAUGGUUCUAUCAUGUUUGCCAAAUUGACAACUGAUCAUCCAGACAUUGGAAAGUUAUUUCCUUUUGGUGGAAAGAAUCUGACUUACGGAGAACUGCUUGUCGACCCCGAUGUCCGUGUGCAUGGUAAGAGGGUCAUAGAAACCCUUGGAUCCGUGGUCGAAGACCUGGACGACAUGGAGCUCGUCAUUCAGAUCCUCGAAGACCUCGGUCAGAGACACAAUGCUUACAACGCCAAGAAGACACACAUUAUUGCUGUUGGUGGAGCCCUUCUAUUCACCAUAGAAGAAGCCUUGGGUGCUGGAUUCACACCCGAGGUGAAAGCUGCAUGGGCUGCCGUCUAUAACAUCGUGUCUGAUACGAUGUCAACGAAGCUAUCCGGUGGACCUCUGACGGCCAGGGAGCAGGAGCUAGUACAAAAGACCUGGGGUGUGCUCUCUCUUGAUACAGAACAACACGGAGCAGCCAUGUUUGCCAAACUAAUAUCGGUCCAUCCUGCAGUUGCUCAAAUGUUUCCAUUCGGCGAGAAUCUCUCUUACAGUCAGCUCGUGCAGAACCCGACCUUGAGAGCUCAUGGCAAGCGGGUGAUGGAGACCAUCGGACAGACAGUCGGAAGCCUCGACGAUCUCGAUAUCCUGGUGCCUAUCCUUCGUGAUCUGGCCAGGAGACACGAGGGGUACAGUGUCACCAGACAGCAUUUCGAGCCCGUCGGUGAAGCCUUGAUGCAUGCCAUCCAGGAGGGACUUGGCCGAUCGUUCAGCGAAGAAGUGGAAAGGGCGUGGCUGGCAGUGUUCAAGCUGGUUGUGGAUACCAUGUCCGACAUGCUUCCAGAGGGACCUAAGGAGGUCAUGUCUACAACGCAGAAGCGCUUGAUCCAGGACACAUGGAAGAAGUUAUCUAAAGAUCCAGAAAGACAUGGAUCCGUCAUGUUUGCCAAAUUAACAACUUCUUAUCCAGAGGUUGGUAAAGUAUUUCCGUUUGGCGGGAAAGGUUUCUCCUACGAGCAGCUGCUACGAAAUCGGGACGUCAAGGCUCAUGGAAGACGCGUCUUUGAGACUGUCGGUCAAGCGAUCAAUGGUCUCAAUGAUCUCAACUUACUUAUGCCAACUCUCAAGGAUCUGGCGCAGAGACAUGUCGGAUACAAUGUCCAGAAGCGGUACUUCGUUCCAACUGGUGAAGCGUUCCUGCACGCGGUAAGACUUGGCGUUGGUCCUUCCUCAUUUACGUCUGAUGUCCGAGAUGCAUGGGCUGUCCUCUUCAAAGUUGUCACUGACCCCAUGGCUGAGGUAGUCCCUGAUGGACCCAUCACGGCAACACACAAGAGCCUCGUGCAGAAAUCCUGGAAGACAAUCGGCCAGGAUCCUACAAAACACGGAUCAGUAAUGUUUGCCAAGUUGAUCACAGACAAUCCACAUGUCGGCAAACUUUUCCCAUUUGGGAGCAUGAACCUCAGUUAUGACCAGCUCCUCGCCAACAAGGAUCUUGGUGCCCAUGGAAAGCGGAUCAUCGACACGAUAGGGGUGGCCGUAUCUGGACUGGACGACUUGGAACUAUUGAUCCCGAUACUGCAGGAUCUAGCCAAGCGUCACGUGGGAUACAACGUCACAAAGCAACAUUUCAAGCCUGUAGGGGGAGCUCUGAUACACGCUCUACGACAAGGUCUCGGAAGCAGAUUCACACCCGAGCUAGAGGCUGCAUGGACAGCUGUCUACUCAGUUGUCGCUGAUACCAUGUCGCCUCUACUUCCCGCUGGUGGAUUGACCACCGAACAGAAGAAUCUCAUCAAGGGUUCCUGGAGGAGUGUGGCGCCAGAAAAAGCAAAAUGUGGCGCCGUCAUGUUCGCAAAGUUAGUUACUGAGCACCCACAUAUAGGAAGGCUCUUCCCGUUUGGUGGACUCAACAAGUCAUACCAGAGUCUCCUCAUGGAUGACAAGGUUAAGGCUCAUGGUCUUCGAGUUAUGCAGACAAUUAGUGAUGCCAUCCGAGUGUUAGAUAACCUGGACAAACUCCUUCCACUUUUCAGAGACCUCGGCAAGAGACACGUCGCGUACGGAGUUACCAAAGAACAUUUUGCAGCAGUAGGAAGAGCCUUGAUAAAUUCACUCAAGGAAACACUGGGAAGUUCCUUCAACGACAACACUAAGAACGCUUGGCUUACCUUCUGGCAGCUCAUCGAAGACACCAUGUCCGAGCAGCUCGUUGCUGUUGCCGAGGAUGGUCUUAUAACAAGGAACCAGAAGGAAAUAGUGCAGAGAACAUGGAAGAUGCUCGAGAAAGAUCCGGGAAGGCACGGCGCCGUCAUGUUCGCUAGAUUGCUCACAGAUCAUCCUGACGUGGGUCAUCUCUUUCCCUUCGGAAACAAGGGUCUAUCCUACCACCAAUUGCUUUGGGACGACACAGUCAAGGCACAUGGCAAGAAGGUGAUGCAGACCGUCGGACAUGCUGUAGAUGGCUUGAACGAUCUCGAUGUCCUCGUUCCCAUUCUCCAAGAUCUGGCGAGAAGACAUAUCGAGUACAAUGUCAACAGGACGCACUUUGAGCCUGUUGGGAAAGCACUGCUCUACGCAAUAGAGAAGGGUAUAGGGAAUACCUUUGACAAUGAAACCAAAGAAGCCUGGAUGGCCGUCUUCUCUAUAAUUGUAAACACCAUGUCUGAAAUACUACCUAGCUCCACGGAGGAGGGAGGACCUUUGACGCGCGAACAGAAAAGACUGGUCAAAACCACUUGGAAGAAACUUGCCACGAACCCGACAAAACAUGGAGCCGUCAUGUUUGCAAAACUUACAACUGAGAAUCCUGAUGUAGGUCAUAUGUUCCCAUUCGGUGGCAAAAAUCUUUCAUACCAACAGCUACUGAAGGAUCCUCAAGCACAAGCACACGGUAAACGUGUUAUGGAGACGGUUGGAACGGCUGUAGAUGGACUGGACGAUUUAGACCUCCUUGUACCUAUUUUGCGGGAACUGGCAACGAGGCAUGUAGGCUACAAAGUCACAAAGCAACACUUCAAGCCUGUAGGUGCAGCGCUGAUUCAUGCCAUCAAAGAAGGACUUGGUUCAUCCUACUCUACAGAUAUCCAGAGUGCCUGGGUGGCCGUCUUCCAGCUCAUUACCGACACCAUGUCCGAUGUCCUUCCAAAUAGUGGUCCUCUGACGUCGGCGCAAAAGGAGUUGGUGAAAAGAACGUGGCAAGUGCUAGCUCCGAACCCAGCGAAGCAUGGAGCUGUGAUGUUUGCACAACUUACAACUGAGAACCCUGAUGUAGGUCAUCUAUUCCCAUUCGGUGGCAAAAAUCUUUCAUACCAACAGCUACUGAAGGAUCCUCAAGCACAAGCACACGGUAAACGUGUUAUGGAGACGGUUGGAACGGCUGUAGAUGGCUUGGACGAUUUAGAUCUCCUCGUACCAAUUUUGCGGGAACUAGCAAUGAGGCAUGUAGGCUACAAAGUGACCAAACAACACUUCAGUGCCGUAGGUGCAGCGCUGAUCCAUGCCAUCAAAGAAGGACUUGGUUCAUCCUACUCUCCAGAUAUCCAGAGUGCCUGGGUGGCCGUCUUCCAGCUCAUUACCAACACCAUGUCCGAUGUCCUUCCAGACAGUGGUCCUCUGACGUCGGCGCAGAAGGAGUUGGUGAAAAGAACGUGGCAAGUUCUAGCUCCGAACUCAGCGAAGCAUGGAGCUGUGAUGUUUGCAAAACUUACAACUGAGAACCCUGAUGUCGGUCAUUUGUUCCCAUUCGGUGGCAAAAAUCUUUCAUACCAACAGCUACUGAAGGAUCCUCAAGCACAAGCACACGGUAAACGUGUUAUGGAGACGGUUGGAACGGCUGUAAAUGGCUUGGACGAUCUAGAACUCCUCGUACCAAUUUUGCGGGAAUUAGCGACGAGACAUAUAGGCUACAAAGUGACUAAACAACACUUCAGUGCUGUAGGUGCAGCUCUGAUCCAUGCAAUCAAAGAAGGACUCGGUUCAUCCUACUCUCCAGAUAUUCAGAGUGCCUGGGUGGCCGUCUUCCAGCUCAUUACCGACACCAUGUCCGAUGUCCUUCCAGAUAGUGGUCCUCUGACGUCGGUGCAGAAGGAGUUGGUGAAAAAGACAUGGCAAGUGCUAGCUCCUAACCCAGUGAAGCAUGGAGCUGUGAUGUUUGCAAAACUUACAACUGAGAACCCUGAUGUAGGUCAUCUGUUCCCAUUCGGUGGCAAAAAUCUUUCAUACCAACAGCUACUGAAGGAUCCCCAAGCACAAGCACAUGGUAAACGUGUUAUGGAGACGGUUGGAACGGCUGUAGAAGGCUUGGACGAUUUAGAUCUCCUCGUACCAAUUUUGCAGGAACUGGCGACGAGGCAUAUAGGCUACAAAGUCACAAAACAACACUUCAGUGCUGUAGGUGCAGCUUUGAUCCAUGCCAUCAAAGAAGGACUUGGUUCAUCCUACUCUCCAGACAUCCAGGGUGCCUGGGUGGCUGUCUUCCAGCUCAUUACCAACACCAUGUCCGAUGUCCUUCCAGACAGCGGCCCUUUGACGUCGGCGCAGAAGGAGUUGGUGAAAAGAACGUGGCAAGUUCUAGCUCCGAACCCAGCAAAGCAUGGAGCUGUGAUGUUUGCGAAGCUACUCACCAGACAUCCCAACGUCGGCAAACUCUUUCCCUUCGGGAAAGAAGACCUGUCCUACGAACAGCUCUUGAAGCACGCCCAAGUUCAGGCUCACGGGAAGAAGGUGAUGGAGAAAGUAGGUGAUGCUGUGGAUGGGCUAGAUGACCUUGAUCUGUUGGUCCCCAUCCUCAAGGAGCUUGGAGGGAGACACGUGGGAUACGGUGUCAACAAGCAACUGUUUGAGCCUGUUGGAGAGGUACUUCUGGAAACUAUCAAAGAAGCACUGGGAGAUACUUUUAACGAAGAAUUAAGACUGGCUUGGACAGCAGUUUUUAAGAUCAUAUCCGAUACAAUGUCUGAACCACUGAAUGAAGACGGGUCCAUUACAGCUGAGCAUAAACGACUGGUACAGAAGACUUGGACAAAGUUAUCCAGCAAUCCAGCUAAACACGGAGCCACAAUGUUUUCAAAGCUGGUCACAGAUUAUCCUGCAGUGGGUACUCUGCUACCAUUCGGUAAUGAAGGUCUUUCGUACGACCAACUCCUGGUCGAUCCGCGGGUCCGCGCCCACGGCACCAAGGUCAUGCAGACUGUUGGAAGCGCCGUGGAUAGACUCAAUGAUCUCGAAUCGGUCGUGCCACUGUUACAAGAACUUGCGACGAGACAUAUAUCUUAUGGUGUCACCAAGCAACACUUUUCGCCUGUUGUAGAAUCCCUGAUGCACGCCAUCAAACAGGGACUUGACAGCGACUACAACAACGAUGUCGAAAAGUCUUGGCUUGCAGUCCUGCAGGUCAUUGUCGAUACGAUGUCCGCCGAACUACCAGACGGAUCCCUCGACGACGCUAAGAUAAAUCUUGUUCGAGAGACCUGGGUGACCCUGUCUACGAAUCCAGAACAACAUGGGGCCGUCAUGUUCGCAAAGCUGGUAACAGAUAACCCCACAGUCGGCAGGCUAUUUCCUUUCGGAAAGAAGAAUCUUUCUUAUGAUCAACUUCUUGUCGAUCCCCAAGUAAAAUCGCACGGAAAACGAGUGAUGGAUACCGUGGGUCAUGCCGUAGCGGGUCUCGAUGACUUGGAUCUACUGGUACCUAUCCUCGAAGAAUUAGCACAGAGACACCAUCUGUACGGUGUAACCAAGAAGAACUUCAAACCCGUUGGGGAUGCACUGAUGCAUGCCAUCGAGAAAGGACUGGGUCAACGAUUCACCACAGAAGUCGAGGGUGCCUGGAAAGCUGUAUUCACGGUGAUAACCAACACCAUGUCCAAGAUCUUGCCAGAGAAUACAAUACUAACGCAGGAAACCAAACAGCUUGUGAAAGAAUCCUGGAAGAUCCUAUCAACAGACCCUGGUAAACACGGCGCUGUCAUGUUUGCAAGACUAACAACACAAAACCCCAUUGUCGGCCGACUAUUCCCAUUCGGGGAUAAAAAUUUGAGCUACGGUCAGCUGCUUUCGAAUCGAAUGGUCAGAGAACAUGGAACAAAGGUGAUGAAAACCAUCGGCCAGGCCGUAGACACACUCGACAACGUGGACAAUCUCGUGUCCGCCUUGAAAGACCUGGGACUCAGGCACACUCAGUACGGCGUCACCAAAAUGCACUUUGAGCCGGUGGGGCAGGCAUUGAUUUACGCCAUCAAAGAGGGGCUAGGACAGUCGUUCACCAGCAAAGUGAAAGGUGCGUGGUCAUCUAUCUUCCAAUUGAUCUCUGAGACGAUGUCGGAAGAACUGCCUGAAGGACCCAUAUCGUCCAACCAUAUUGAACUACUGAAACGAACAUGGAAGGUCCUGGGUCAGAAUCCCGAACAACUUGGAGCUGUUCUGUUUGCCAAGCUAGCAUCAGACCAUCCUCUCGUCAGCUCGCUCUUUCCCUUUGGCGGGAAAGGUCUGACCUACGACCAACUCCUCCAAAACGAUGACGUCAAGAAACAUGGCCGUCAAUUCAUGGCUACCGUCGGCAAUGCCAUCGAGAAUCUCGAGAAUCACGAGAUUCUCAUCCCUAUGUUUGAAGAUCUCGCCAAGAGGCACGCUGGGUUUGGUGUCACAAGGCAACAUAUUCCGUUUGCCGGGGAAGCGCUACUGUACGCCAUCAGUGAUGCGCUCGGUCAGGAUUUCACGGACGACGUCCGCCAGGCGUGGGAGACAGUUUUCCAGUUGAUAGUUGACGUAAUGUCUGCAAAGUUACCAGACGGUAAGAAGGCAACGGAUAUCGACACGAUGACGAAGAAACAGCGGGAACUCGUUGAGAGCACGUGGGAGAUGAUGGCUUCUGCUCCCGAUAAACAUGGGGCGGUCAUGUUUGCAAAACUGGUCAGCGACAAUCCGAAGGUCGGGAGGCUCUUCCCUUUCGGCAAGAAAAAGUAUCCCUACAAGAAACUCCUGAAUGAGAACGAGGUGAUCAGUCACGGUGAAAGGUUCAUGACCACCCUGGGUCAAGUGGUUGGUGGCCUGGACGACCCGGAGUUCUUGGUUCCGAUGCUCCACCAGCUCGCAACCAGGCACUCUGGCUACGGGGUCACGAAAGAACUCUUCCUGGCUGUCAAGAGUGCCCUAAUGUUCACCCUGAAACAAGGCCUAGGCAAGUCAGUCUUCAGCGGAGAAGUCCAGGAGGCAUGGGCAGCAGCAUAUCAGUUCAUUGAGGACAGCAUGUGUGAGAAGCUGUAGGAUACUCAUGAAUGACAAUCAAUUAAUGUGAGAGUUGCAUCACAACAGAGUCAGAACUACAACCAGAUACUUCGCACAAAAGUCACGAAACAUUAAAAAUGUCUAUACUGACUGUGUUUCAAGCAGCACAUCUACAUGUAACUCCCUUUGUGUCCACGUUUUUGAGGCAGUGAGAUGAACCAGCAGGUUGUUAGGUAGAAGCCUGUCACACCCCCCCCCCCC